GGCUUGUGAUAACGAGCACAGCACCUCCUGACCAUUAUGUAGCUCUUUCACCAUCAGAAAUCAAUCAUCGACAAUGGCCGACGGAAAUUCAGACUGGAGGCGCGAGGAUGAUGAUGAGGGCGAGCAGGAAAUUGACGAAACUAGCUACAAGGCCCAGACGGAUGCAAUAAUCCUCGCCAUAGAUGUCAGCGAGUCAAUGCUGGAGUCACCUCCGGUUUCGGCUUCGAGGAAGGCCGACCGAGACAGCCCGUUGGAGGCGGCCCUGAAGGUCGCCUAUCACCUCAUGGAGCAGCGCAUCAUCUCCAAUCCCAAGGACAUGAUGGGCAUCCUGUUGUUUGGCACGGAGAAGACCAAGUUUCAGACGGACGGCAACGUUCGGGGAGGGCUAGGCUAUCCAAACUGCUAUCUGUUCAUGGACCUCGAUGUGCCCUCUGCAGACGACGUCAAGGCGCUCAAGUCUUUGGUCGAGGAGGGUGAGGAUCAGGAUGAGGUCCUCAUACCUGCUGCAGAGGGAGCCUCAAUGUCUAACGUACUGUUUUGCGCAAACCAAAUAUUCACAACCAAGGCGGCCAACUUUGGUAGCCGCCGCCUGUUCAUCAUCACGGACAACGACAACCCACACUCGUCUGACAAAGCGGCCGCAUCGGCUGCCGCCGUACGGGCCAAAGACUUAUACGAUCUCGGUGUCACGAUUGAACUCUUUCCGAUAAUCCGUGGGGACGUCACCUUUGAUCUAGCCAAGUUCUACGAUGAUAUCGUCUACCGCGAUGCCUUGGCUGAAGCGAACCUGGGCACCGUCUCUGUUUCCAAGUCUGGGGAUGGGUUGAGCCUUCUUGGGUCACUAACAUCUAACAUAAACUCCAAACAGACACCCAAACGGGCAUUAUUCUCUAACCUUCCACUGGAGAUUGCUCCAGGCCUGCGAAUUUCGGUCAAAGGGUACAACGUUCUGCACCGCCAGACUCCGGCUCGGACAUGUUACAUUUGGCUCGAUGGAGACAAACCACAGAUUGCGGCCGGCGAGACCACUAGAAUUGCUGAGGACACCACGCGGACGGUAGAGAAGAACGAGGUCAAGAAGGCGUACAAAUUCGGCGGGGAAUAUGUCUAUUUUUCACCCGAAGAGCAAAAGUCCCUGAGGGACUUUGGCCCGCCUGUGAUCCGCAUCAUUGGCUUCAAACAGCGGCGCCUGCUUCCGUCCUGGGCUGGCGUGAAAAAGUCAACAUUCAUAUACCCCAGCGAGGAAGACUACGUUGGUUCGACGCGUGUCUUUACAGCUUUGUGGCAGAAGCUUCUCAAAGACGACAUGGUGGGCUUGGCAUGGUGUGUGGUGCGGGCAAACGCACAACCAAUGCUCGCGGCCAUCGUGCCGUCCAGGGCACCAGUGGAUGAGGGAUCCGGGACGCCGUACUUGCCAGCCGGGCUCUGGCUAUACCCACUCCCAUUUGCGGAUGACUUGCGGGAUGUCAAGCCACCAGAGAGUGUGCAACGGAGCUCAGAUGAGCUGCGGUCCAAGGCCAGGGUCGUUGUACAGCAGCUGCAACUGCCCAAGGGCCUCUAUAACCCAGCCAAGUAUCCCAACCCUGCACUGCAGUGGCAUUACCAGAUCCUCAAGGCCUUGGCUCUGGAGGAAGAGGUGCCGGACGAGCCAGAAGAUGCAACAAAGCCCAAGGGCAAGACAAUGAGCAAGCGAGCAGGCGGCUAUAUGCAAGAAUGGCACGAGCUGCUGGAGGAAGAGGUGAAGACGGUGGCGUCGACGAAGGCACUUAAGCGACAGGCUGGGGAUGAGGGUGAGGCGGAGCGGCCGGCAAAGCAGAGGAAGACGGCUUCGGAGAAGCCCAAUGCGUCGUCGAUGACGACGUCACAACUCAAGGCGGUGGUGCAGAGUCAAGGGAUCGUGAAGAUGACGGUGGCACAGCUGCGGGACGUGGCCGGCGCCAAGGGGCUGAGCACGAGCGGCAAGAAGAUGGAUCUCGUUGAAAGGAUAGAGCAGUGGGUGGAGGAGAACACAUAGGGCGCGGGAACGGGCAGGGUUGGCUAUACAAGACAAGGGCUAGGCAGGAGGCGAACACAGAUAUUAGUGUGGUGGUGGUGAUGCCGCCUGUGCCGUUUGCUUUGAAACGGC
Purpureocillium takamizusanense is the source of this 2125-nucleotide messenger RNA. RefSeq names its product ATP-dependent DNA helicase II subunit 1 (gene KU70). Bases 74 to 2014 code for a protein of 646 amino acids. Gene Ontology annotation, cellular component: nucleus; Ku70:Ku80 complex. Gene Ontology annotation, biological process: double-strand break repair via nonhomologous end joining; cellular response to gamma radiation; telomere maintenance. The transcript has 3 exons. Gene Ontology annotation, molecular function: damaged DNA binding; telomeric repeat DNA binding; DNA helicase activity. Lineage: Eukaryota; Fungi; Ascomycota; Sordariomycetes; Hypocreales; Ophiocordycipitaceae. The record is from RefSeq and is a predicted model, not a curated record.